CAAAUCAUCAAUGGCCAGGAACCUUUAGCAGACACACUCUAUUGCUCCCACCCACAGACAUUUUACAGAAGCCAAAAGUUCCUUUUUCAUUUUACAGUCAAACAGCGGGCCUUGUUUAUUUCAUUUUAUUUGACACAGUUGAAGGCCUUUGAGAGUAGCUAAGUUCAUAAGAGUGUGCUAUACAAUAAGAGAGAGAGAGACAUUUUUUGGGCUUCGUUGAGUGAGAGGAAAUUUUGAAACAUUGUGCAAUGGUGCCGCAAAAGUUUUGAAAGGUUGUGAGAGUGUUUUGCCAGCAAAGUGUCUGAGAGCCGGUCCGUUGGAGAAGAGGUCUCCAUGUUGCAUCCAUACAGAAUGGAGAGCUACCUCAUCCCACCUCACUCAGAAGAAAUGUACGAUCCUGAGAUCUACAGACAACAAAUUGCAGAAUAUUAUAAUAAUCCGUAUGUCCUAGAUUCAGAUAUCCAGGCAGAUCACUGGGACUAUCACCCUCACCCUCACGUACACCCUGUAGAGUUUGAAAACCUCCAAGAGGCCAACUUCACAGAGCUGCAGAGUGUGCAGGCUCUCCACCCGCCCGGCCUCAUACGACACGAGCCCAUACGAUACGAUGCAGAAAAUCUGCUUGAUCCAAAUCUCGGGGCACAUCAACAUGUGUUACAGCAACCAGUAGCGUUCUUCUCCCGCACUGUGUACCCAACACACAUGUCCCAACGCAGCUCUGAUGAUGAGGAACACGGAGGGCGAAGUCCCCCGCUGGAGGUGUCUGAUGAGGAAAUUCUGAGAGAUCGAGUCCCUUAUGUUACACCAGGAGAUCUGGGCAAUAAAAAGAAGAUCCGCUUGUACCAGUUCCUGUUGGACCUUUUAAGAAAUGGCGAUAUGAAGGACAGUAUCUGGUGGGUGGACAGAGACAAAGGGACAUUUCAGUUUUCUUCCAAACACAAGGAGGCUCUUGCACAUCGCUGGGGAAUCCAGAAGGGAAACCGUAAAAAAAUGACCUACCAGAAGAUGGCUCGUGCAUUGCGCAACUAUGGCAAAACUGGAGAGGUGAAAAAGAUAAAGAAGAAGCUGACCUACCAGUUCAGUGACGAGGUGCUGGGGAAGAGUCAUCCGGAGAGAAAAUCAUAUGUGUAGGCAGGAAGGAUACUGAAAUGUCAAGUGUUGGCAGUGGAGGUGUCGUUUCUGCUGAUGCUUUACCAACCUUACUGAUCUGGUAAAUAGCAUUUUUUGUGAAUACAAAUAUUACCAUAUUACUGUAGAGUGAGAUCAAUCUUUUGAUGAUACUAGCUAAUGCAGCAUUAAAGAAACAAGAGACACAAUCCCUGAAAACAAAUGUCUGAAUGUCUGGAUAAUUUGCAAAUGUGUACAGAGAUUUGUGAAUGGGUACUCUGAUUUAAAAAAGGUUAUACGUCUCCUCUGUUUGUCCCUUUUGGCUGCCUCAGAUUUGCCCUGAGAAAUGUAAAAUCUGCUCUGUAAAACCUGCCCACUAUGAGGUAGGUGGUGGCGAGCUGCUUUUUAAUGCAGCAAUUUUGCCGUGGUGACCAAAGUUGUUUACUGCGAGUCAUGUGAUGGUAAAGAGAAUGCAGAAAAGAAAAUAACAACAGCAGUAAAGCUAUAAAGAAUACUCACACACAUAUAAACACAUCAAAUCAUUAGGUCAAACACACUUCAAUUGCCAGUUUAUUUAGUACAAAGAGUUAAAACUAGAACAGUCUAAUAAAUUCAGUCUAAUUUAUCAGUGAGCACAGGCACCGAUCACGUGGGUGCACCCACCAUAAAGGCUGACCACCCAUAUGUGUAGGUAUUUUUUGCUUAGUUAUGUAUUGCUAUUGGUUGUACAAUGUUAUGUUUUGGUGUAGCCUGUCUGCGGUUUGUGUCUACAUCCGACAGACAACAGUAUCCUACAUCGCAGUAAUUACAAAAGCAAGCGCAGUAAAAGUGAUUUUGUGUCGAUCAUCACCUCUCUGGUAUUCACUUAAUUUGGACACCCAUGGGCAAAAACAUGAAUCCGCGCCUUUGUCAAUGAGGGUAGAGAUUGUACAAUGCAAUUCAGUUCAACAGCACAAACUACAUCAUCCAAAAUUAACAUUAUUUUGAACAUUUAUUGUUUUUUUUAUUCCUUUUAAUUAUGUUUAUGUUAGUACAUGAAUGUAUAAAUAUGUAUGUAUAUACGGAUAGUUAUAGAUAUACAAACUUUGUUUAGCUGCAACUGUAUUGGUACUUACCUUAUUGUUUAUGUAUGUGCUGUAUAAAGGAAAAAGCAAAAAUGUUAAUAAUUGUGUCAAGAUGUUUAAAAAACAGGAAAUGUAUCAUUGUUAUGUAUUGACACAAUAAAGUAUAUAAAAAUAACAUAAAGCUGAAUCAACACCUCUCAAAAACAGUUUCAACAUGGAGGUAUGUUUUAUUGCAGGACUGCUGUAUUAGACUGCUUUAGUUUUAGGUGGGUGUACCUAAUAAAUUGGCCACUGAAAGCAGCUGGCCUCAGCAAGAGAAAAACAUAAAUACUUUCAUUGAAAUGAAUUGGUCAUAUCCUUUAGAAUACCUCAUCUGAAGUUUGAUGUAUACAAGGUGCUAAUCUGUUAAUGCAUGCAGAGCAGCUUUAAAACAGCAAUGCUUGUGUAAACUCAAUAAGAUCAUAUUAUUGUAUUAGAAUAUAAUACAGCUAAUAAUUAGAUCAACAUUUUACAAAUCAGGACAUUAGACACCAGUUUUCAAAUCUAUUUGAUGUUAAAUGUUAAUCAAAUAAUAUUUUGGGGAAGUACAUAAACUGGCUUUACCAAGAUGAGAAGAUGCCGGUCGGUACAGUAAAUAUGCAGCCAUUGCCAGCAGGGGUUUUAUCUUAGCUUAGCAUUAAGACUGGAAGUCAGCCAGGCUCCAAAUGUAAACCUAAAUGUAAAGACCAGGGUUGGUGGUUUAACUGUUGGACUGCUUCUUGUCUGGGAGCAUUGAGUUCCCGCACUCUUGCUGUCACUGUGAGGUUCCAGUACACCAUCUUCUCAUUUAACUCCUGACAUGAAAGUGAAUAACUGUACUUCCCAAAGUGUGUCCAACUAUUCCUUUAAUAAUUGAUUAUAAGUGAUACAGUCAAAAGGCAAAAGGGGAAAGAGAGAGGUGAUGUUGCAGUUACAUGGCAUUCAUCUUAGACCCUGGGUCACUGAAACAGCUAGUACGCUAUGCAUUUUUUAAAUGUGGGCGCACACACACAUAUGAAUGCAUAUUUUAUUUGGAAAUGUCUUAUUACACAUUUUCAAUGUUAAAGUCCAAACAUGUAACAACAAUAUGCCCUGCUAUGAAAUGUCACAGUAGGCCCUGGCCUUCUUCCUACUAUGUUUGAAUCUCUAUGGACGUGCUUAAGUUCUCUUCUAAUUGUGUGUAUAUAUAUAUCAAGAUUAUUUACAUGACAAGAAAUUAUUUCUUUUACAAAUAGAUGAAACUGUGUAUGUUAUGGUCAAUAAUUGU
Messenger RNA from Morone saxatilis (striped sea-bass), 3456 nucleotides. RefSeq names its product Spi-1 proto-oncogene b (gene spi1b). The coding region runs from base 334 to 1131 and encodes 265 amino acids. Gene Ontology annotation, molecular function: sequence-specific DNA binding; DNA-binding transcription factor activity, RNA polymerase II-specific. Lineage: Eukaryota; Metazoa; Chordata; Actinopteri; Moronidae. Gene Ontology annotation, cellular component: nucleus. The transcript is spliced from 5 exons. Gene Ontology annotation, biological process: cell differentiation; regulation of transcription by RNA polymerase II. The record is from RefSeq and is a predicted model, not a curated record.